AUGUCAGACGAUCUCCAGCUCACCAAGGUCGAUUCCGCCAUCGCUGGCUUGUCGAUAGACGAGAAAGCGCCAGCCAAGACCGAGAAGGAAGUCAAGACGCAUCAUCAUCAUCACCAUAAGCGGACAACAUCAAAAUCCGAAGGGGUAUGGAAUAUCAAGGACCUAGAAACACAAAAGAUCGACCUUGUCAUCCCGAUCGAGACGCAAAAGACUGGAUGGAAACUUAAUACCUCGCCAUCAAGCAUCGAAGACAAGGACAUACUCAAGCUGCACCUCGUCACGCCUCCGGUUAAGAAGAUUGAUCUGAAGUUCCCUCUUGGCCUCGAAGUCACUGCCCGGAAUCUCAAGGGCGUCACAAUCAAGGAUGCGCUGGACGCAAUCCACAAGCAGUUCAAGAAGAAGGAUGAUGACGAAUUAGGAGACAAGCCCUACCUCGCUGGCUUCGAGUGGGACAAGGAGGAGUGCUGGACAUGCCUCAUUGUACACCAGAAGAAGGAGCACGUUGCCUCACAGCCAAGUAAGAAGUCCAAGAAGAAGAAGGGCGAAGACGCAUAA
Molecule: messenger RNA, 555 nt
Organism: Penicilliopsis zonata CBS 506.65
Lineage: Eukaryota; Fungi; Ascomycota; Eurotiomycetes; Eurotiales; Aspergillaceae
Exons: 4
Coding region: 1-555 (184 amino acids)
Source: RefSeq, a predicted model, not a curated record